Messenger RNA from Suillus paluster, 954 nucleotides. Its product is annotated as NADP-dependent oxidoreductase domain-containing protein. Bases 1 to 954 code for a protein of 317 amino acids. Gene Ontology annotation, cellular component: cytosol. The record is from RefSeq and is a predicted model, not a curated record. The transcript is spliced from 10 exons. Gene Ontology annotation, molecular function: aldose reductase (NADPH) activity. Lineage: Eukaryota; Fungi; Basidiomycota; Agaricomycetes; Boletales; Suillaceae.
AUGGCCUCGAUUGUUUUGAAGAGAACCCAACAGAAGGUCGGUGAUACACGAUUUGUGCAGAUCAAAGUGACCAAGUCCACUUGCGCUGACACCGUAUACGCUGCAAUUAAGGCUGGGUACCGUCUGCUUGAUGGUGCCGGUGACUACGGAAAUGAGAAAGAGGCAGGUGAGGGUGUCCGCCGCGCUAUUGCGGACGGCCUUGUCAAGCGGGAGGACCUAUUCAUUACUUCCAAGCUAUGGAAUACUUUCCAUGCGCAUGACCAUGUCAAACAAAUUACCAAGAUGCAGCUUGGUCUCUGGGGAAUUGACUACUUUGACCUGUUCCUCGUCCACUUCCCCGUCGCACUGCGAUAUGUCGAUCCCAGCCACCGCUACCCCCCUGAGUGGUUCGGUGAUGAUGGCAAGGUCUACCUUCAAAACACCCCUAUGCACGAGACUUGGGGUGCAAUGGAGGAGCUCGUCGAUGAGGGACUGGCGAAAAACAUUGGCCUGAGUAACUGCCAGGGAUCUUUAAUCCUCGACGUUCUCCGGUAUGCCAAGUAUGAGCCCCAGGUGUUGCAGGUCGAGCUGCACCCAUACCUUACCCAAGAAGCCCUUGUCAAACUUUGCAAGACGUUCAGUAUUGCUGUGACUGCCUACUCGUCAUUUGGACCCCAAUCCUACGUCGAACUUGGUGUCGACAAGGGCACUCCUUCGCUCCUCAAGCACAACGUGACUUCUGCUAUGGCCAAGGCACAUGGAAGGACCGAAGCUCAGGUUCUACUGCGUUGGGCUACGCAACGGGGCGUUGCUGUCAUUCCCAAGUCCAAUGAUCUUGGUAGAUUGGCAGCAAACUUGGACUGCAACUCUUUCGAUCUCUCGGAAUCUGAGCUCGCAGCCCUGGGUGCACUGAACAUUAACCUCAGGUUGAAUGACCCCGCUGACAUCGACGGUCGCUUGGCCAUCUUCGCAUAG